Molecule: messenger RNA, 1077 nt
Organism: Mandrillus leucophaeus (drill)
Lineage: Eukaryota; Metazoa; Chordata; Mammalia; Primates; Cercopithecidae
Gene: DNAJC5
Product: DnaJ (Hsp40) homolog, subfamily C, member 5
Exons: 5
Coding region: 172-1035 (287 amino acids)
Biological process (GO): regulation of synaptic vesicle cycle
Cellular component (GO): intracellular membrane-bounded organelle; membrane; presynapse
Source: RefSeq, a predicted model, not a curated record
GUCCAAGGACAGGAGACCAUGGCCCAGCUCAGGCUGGCAGGCGAGAAGGAACACAGGCCAACACCUCCUUCCACCCCUUUCUGUUCAGGACCCCCGUGGACUGGGGCGAGACCUACCUGCACGGGGCAGGGCAGUUGGCUUCGUUGAGUCCCCAGCUCGGAUUAGCUUAACAUGGCAGACCAGAGACAGCGCUCACUGUCGACCUCUGGGGAGUCAUUGUACCACGUCCUUGGGCUGGACAAGAACGCAACCUCAGAUGACAUUAAAAAGUCCUAUCGGAAACUUGCCUUGAAAUAUCACCCCGACAAGAACCCUGACAACCCGGAGGCUGCAGACAAGUUUAAGGAGAUCAACAACGCGCACGCCAUCCUGACAGACGCCACAAAAAGGAACAUCUACGACAAGUACGGCUCGCUGGGGCUCUACGUGGCCGAGCAGUUUGGGGAAGAGAACGUGAACACCUACUUCGUGCUGUCCAGCUGGUGGGCCAAGGCCCUGUUUGUCUUCUGUGGCCUCCUCACGUGCUGCUACUGCUGCUGCUGUCUGUGCUGCUGCUUCAACUGCUGCUGCGGGAAGUGUAAGCCCAAGGCUCCUGAGGGCGAGGAGACGGAGUUCUACGUGUCCCCUGAGGAUCUGGAGGCCCAGCUGCAGUCUGACGAGAGGGACCGCUGUCCAGGAUCCGGCAUCCGACAUAAUCGAGGUCCCAGGCUCCGAGGACGCCGCGCCCUUGGCCGUGGACUUCCACGCAGGAAGACGCUGGUGCUUGAGAGGACGUGGCUGCUGCGAAGAGUCACCGGAGGACCGCGUCCUGUGUCAAGAUGCGUCCGGCCCACGGCUGAGCCCCCAGCAUCAGUCCUGAGCUACACGGCUGAGCCCGGGAGGCUGAUGGGAGUUAUCCGGGCUUCUCCCCACACUCCGGGGCCCGUCGUGUGGGCGCUGCGCGUGCACCUCCUCUUCCUCAGUAAACUGCGGCGGCGACUCCCCUCGGGGAGCACGAGGGGGACGUGCGCGGAGAGCAGGGUAGGCAGGACCUAAGGGAACCCGGGCUCGCGGGUGUGGGCACGGCAGAGACCACGG